Messenger RNA from Panicum virgatum (switchgrass), 1335 nucleotides. RefSeq lists its product as uncharacterized. The record is from RefSeq and is a predicted model, not a curated record. The transcript has a single exon. Bases 1 to 1332 code for a protein of 443 amino acids. NCBI's taxonomy places the organism in Eukaryota, Viridiplantae, Streptophyta, Magnoliopsida, Poales, Poaceae.
AUGGAGGGUGUCACCAGCGGCGGCGGCGUCCGGGUCGUCUCGCGGCGCACGGUGCGGCCGUCGACGCCGCCGCUGAAGGAGGAGGUCGAGGUGAUCCACCUCACGCCAUUGGACCUACGCCUGAUCCGCACCGACUCCCUCCAGAAGGGCGUCCUCAUGCCCAAGCCUCCGGUCUCCGGCGCCAGCCUCGUCAACGCCCUCGAGCCCUCGUUCGCGCGCGCCCUGCGCCUGUUCUACCCGUUCGCCGGCCGCCUCGCCGCCGAGGAGCGCGGCGACGGCACCUUGACGGUGUCCUUGCGGUGCACCGGCGAGGGCGCCGAGUUCGUGCACGCCACGGCUCCCGGCGUCGCCGCCGCGGACAUCGUCUCCUCGGUCUACACGCCGUCGGUGGUCCGCGAUGAGCUCCACUCGUUCGACCCGGCUCUCGGCGCCGACGCCGCCGUCGAGGCACUACCCUUGGUGUCCGUGCAGGUCACCGAGCUCGCCGACAGCGUCUUCAUCGGCAUGACCUUGAACCACUCCGUCGCGGACGGCGCCGCGCUCUGGCACUUCUCCACGCCGGCGCCGGUGCUCCAGCGGUGGUUCGUCGAGACCUGGCCCGUGUCGAUCCCUCUGCCGUUCGGCAAGCUGGAGGACAUCGCACGGCAGGUCAAGCGGACGACGGUGCGGGAAGCCUUCUUCACCUUCUCCACCGCGAGCGUCACCGAGCUCACGGCGAGGGCGAACGGCGAGAUCGCUGGCACGGCCGCCACCGCCGCCGCCGCCAUCUCGUCGCUCCAGGCGGUCCUGGCGCAACUCUGGCGAGCCGUGUGCCGCGCGCGGCGCAUGCCGCCGGAGCAGGGCACGUCCUACUCCGUCCUCAUCGAUUGCCGGGGGCGCGGAAAGGGCAUACCGCCGGGGUACGUCGGCAACGCCGCGGCGUUCGGCAAGGCGGAGGCCACCGUCGGCGAGAUCGAGGGCAGGGGGCUCGGCUGGACGGCGUGGCUGCCGAACCGCGCCGAGGCCUCGUUCGACGAGGCGAGCGUGAGGGAGUCGGCGGCGCGGUGGGUCCAGCAGCCGGAGCUCAUGUUCAUCACCGACCUGACCUCCGCCGCCACGGCGUUGGCGACCGGAAGCUUGCCGUGGUCCGACGUGUUCGGGAACGACUUCGGGUGGGGGAAGCCGGUGACCAUGCGGAGCGGCGCGGGGAACAAGACGGACGGCAAGGCGGCGGUGUUCGAGGGGCCAGAGCGGGGAGGGGGCAUGUCGCUGGAGCUGUGCUUGGCGCCGGACGCGCUGGAGAGGCUCCUCACCGACGAGGAGUUCAUGGACGCGGUGAGCUUGCCGGCGUGAGGG